Messenger RNA from Phycodurus eques (leafy seadragon), 2623 nucleotides. It is a transcript of the gene mlip, whose product is annotated as muscular LMNA-interacting protein. Bases 109 to 2520 code for a protein of 803 amino acids. Gene Ontology annotation, biological process: negative regulation of transcription by RNA polymerase II. Gene Ontology annotation, cellular component: PML body; sarcolemma; nuclear envelope. The transcript is spliced from 11 exons. Lineage: Eukaryota; Metazoa; Chordata; Actinopteri; Syngnathiformes; Syngnathidae. Gene Ontology annotation, molecular function: lamin binding; transcription corepressor activity. The record is from RefSeq and is a predicted model, not a curated record.
UCGCGGCGGGGCCGAGAAGUGGUCAUGCUGCUUUCAUCAAACAUGCGACGUGAGGCCUGACACAACAAGCAGCACAACCUCUGGCUAAGCACGGCGUCUGAAGCAGAGAUGAGGAGCUCCAUUCAGAGUCUAACCAAGAGCUUAGCUGGCUCCGUUGAGAAAACAAGCAGCAAGACCAUGUCGGAUGGGAAGAUUUUAAAAGCGGAGAUAAUCUAUAUCAAGGAUUCACUGGAAGGAGGAGCAGGAAAAGAAACUAAGAAAAAUGAGCUGCACUCUCCAUUGGACCGAGUGAGCCGCUCCCAAACCUCCACGUCACUCGGUGGCCAGUCUGAAAAUACACACAAACACAGCGGCACUGCCUCCCUGGAGACAACUGCAAAUAAACACAGGGGCCUUUCCCAGCAGUGGGGUCACGAUUCCUCUGGACACGUUGAGGUUAGCUCGGGUUUCUCUACUGAUAUGCCGACUGGGUUGGAUGGCACAACGAGCCCAGCAUACUCGGCACACGUGUUCCCCACGCCGGCUUCAUCCAGAGAGUCCAUCCUCUCGCAGAGCUGGGAUAGAGACAAGAUCUGGCCAGCCAUGUCGCUUUACUCUGUUGCCUCUCCUCCUUCUCUUAGCCGCACUGUAUCCCCGUGCUCCUCCGUCCGCUCUGGCGUCUUUUCUCCUGCCGUGGUUCAGAUCCGAAAGCACGCGCUUGCUCCGGGCUCCAGUCUGGUUCACAUCCCUCAGUCCUGUUUCUCAUCCUGCGACAGCCUGACUUCUCCAGUCUGCCCACAGUCCCCCCCUCCACCCCGGCACCGGCCUCCCCUCACCAGACUCUCUCUCCUGACAGCCAUCCUGAGGAAAGGCCGUCUGCCCGUUCUGUCUGCAUCUCUCCGGAGGCCUUACACCCCCUGCUGGCCUGUUAACCCUGUGACCCUCACCUUCUGCAACGCCUGCUCAGCAGCUUCCAGCGUGGCCUCCAUUCCCCUAGAGUUUUCCUCUCCGUUCUCUUCAUCUGCAUCCUUAGAUAGUCAAACCUUUGCUCACAGGGAACCUAAUAAGUCUGUUACAGCCCCCCCGCCUAAGCUCCCGAAUGAGCACAGCAAGCCUCAGACUUCAGAUAAAAUGUGCUCCGGGGAGAUUUGCCCGAGAAGCGUGCCAAAGUGGGAGCAGGAUAUUUCAUCGCCCCCGUUGAAGAGCACAGUGUUACCAAGCGAUGCACCGCCACAGUUAUGCUCAAAACUCAAAAGUGUUUCACCGAACCACAAAGAAGUAACACAGAAACACUCUUAUGUGUUAAAGCCUCCUGAUCUGAAGCCCAGUUUUGAUCACAUGCACCUCAGCAGCAAAGGAGAGCGUCACCUUGAAAAACAAAUGACUCAUCCUCAACUUUUUCAUCAACCAGCCACUUCUGGAAUAGAGAAAAGUUGUCAGCAGAAUUCUUCUCUGUCAAAGCUUCGUUUGCUUUCUGAGCGACUGCGAUCGCCUUCUCCCUGCACCCCCUUGUCUUCUCCAUCACAUUCCCGCUCAGCCAGCGCCGCCACAUCACCUGUACCUUCUCUCAGCAUGGGAAGGUGUAAAUCACCGCAAGCUUUCCCCAACGCACCCAACCUGACGCCUUCCCGCUACACGCCCGUCGCUUUUUCCGGGUGGUCCUCGGCCAUCGGCUCUCCCACGCCAACGCCCUCGCCCGCCACACUAUUUCGAGACCUCACGCCAUCCCCUUCCUUCUCUCUGCGCUCCACGCCCUCCCCGAGGCCGGGGAGUGGAAUAUCAGACUGCAGUGACAGGGAGGGUAAAAAAAGAAAGCCUCACAAGAUUAAGUCAAGCUACAAAUCGCUCGCUGCAAUCCCUACAAACACUGUUCUCUUGGAUCAGCAGGUAAUAGAUGAGCAGGUGGAGAGUGAGAACAUCUUGAAAAGAGGCAUCACUAGUGAAAGGGCUGAUGAAGACACCCAUGCUGAAAUGUGCUCACCUGCUCAGCUCCGGCAGCAGUCCGAGGAGUUGUAUGCAGCCAUUGAUGAGAUACUGGCAAAUUCCACUCCACCAAGCAAAACGUCAUCCAAGAUCUCAAUGACUCAGAUCAGUUUGCAGAACAACUCUGCCAAAUCCUUGGGACGUGAAACCAAAUAUGCGUCUUUAAGCAGCUUGCAUCCACCUGCAAGUGUCAAAAGAAGGCUGAUGGACUCUAAAAGGACGACGCCUGGGGUUAUUCGUCCCAUGAUGACCAUUCAAAGACUGUCAGAGAAAGAUGGAGAAGAAUAUAGACACCAUCCCUUCGGAGAAACAGAUGCCCAUUGUUGCUUAAAAGGCAAAAAUGCAUGCAAGGCGGAAAGUGUGGGCUUUGAAGACACCGGGGUAAAUGGUCACACAAGUAGAAAAAGGCAAGCGCUGCAAGGAGAAAGGACAUCCGAAAUAAGAAGUCCAUUCGCCAUGUGUGAAUUGCAGAUCAUUGAGCCUGAAGGCCAGAUCAGUCACUUUGAGGUAGAUGCCUCCACCUCUCUCUGCUCGGAAGCUUGUGAAACUCACAUUUAAGUCAAGAACAUCAAACAAUGAACCAUUUACCAUACCAAUCUGUAGAAGACUAUAUAUAUAUAUAUAUAUAUAUAUAUAUAUAUAUUCAUGAAUAAAUGUUUAA